Molecule: messenger RNA, 1929 nt
Organism: Trichoderma virens Gv29-8
Lineage: Eukaryota; Fungi; Ascomycota; Sordariomycetes; Hypocreales; Hypocreaceae
Exons: 4
Coding region: 1-1929 (642 amino acids)
Source: RefSeq, a predicted model, not a curated record
AUGUCUUCUACCCUGCCGGGAAGACGACGCCGACCACAAGAACUGCUCCUUCCCAAUGGCAAGAAGAUAAUCGUAACGCUGCCUGAGGAUCUCGAGGACAUUCGCCGCAAAUACCAGAAUGACCGUGAUACCCAAGUGGAAGUAGUGGUUCACGGCUCCAUAGAGCACAGCCAAUACCUUCGCCAGUCCAGAGAUCACCACGAAGAGCGCCGGCAAUUGCUGCGAGAACAACACGGGCCUGCAUUUGAAGAAUGGGAAGACAUUCAGAACCAACUUUCCUCGGUGACUACAGAGCUGGAACGUCUGGAGAAUCAGGCAUCAGGACUAUAUGGCAACUUUAACAAGUUUGGCUACGAUGCUGCCGUGCGGACCUACAAUGACGAGGAGCCGCCCAUUGCUUCUUCGCACACAUCCAUCUCGGAGAAAUCCCGUGAGCAAGGGGGUGAGCGUCACGGAGAAACCACCAAGCUUUUUAAGCGACCUGUGAUUAGGCAAUGGUUUCAUCAAGGUUUGCUAUGGAGAGCGUCCGAGCAGACGGAAAUCAUGGCCAUUGAGCUCUUCUUGGAUCUUGUGUAUGUUGGCAUCAUUCAUUCCAAUGGUGAGCAUAUGGCAGAAGAAGCGACCGGAUACGAGCUACUCCGUUUCGUCAUCACAUUCGUCAUGACGUGGAGGAUAUGGACAAGCAUUACUCUUACACUCAGCUGGUUUGAGUCAGACGAUGUUGUCACCAGGCUGGAGAUUUUAUUCUGCAUCUCUUGUCUCAUUGGCUAUACUACAAAUAUGACCCAUAUCUUUGACGAAGACCCAGCACACAAUACUUAUGUACAACUUGUGUCUUUCUAUCUCGCCGCGCGAGUAUUUACUGCAAUAUUCUAUGGGAUGACCGCCUAUCUCCUACCCAUGAUCAAAGGCAUCAUGAUUUGCCAAAUAUUCGGCACUGCCAUCCCAACAGCUCUAUGGAUCGCCAGCAUCUACGUCGACAUGCCCGGUCGUCUGGGAUUCAUCGUUCCAGCACUGGUCCUCGACAUGUACGGACACGUCUUCUUCCUUGGACUAUUCCUAUAUAUCCAAGGAAAAGCCCCUGAGGGUAUAUGGAAGAAGCGUCUAAGCAGCAUGUUUGAGUUUUAUCCCGCUAUAAGCAUCGAACACCGAGUCGAAAGGAUGAACGCAUUCGUAUCCCUGGUUCUCGGGUAUUCGGUUGUUGCGAUUCUCUUCCAGAGCGACGGCGGCUAUAAUAUCAAUGCGUUUCUAGGGAAAGCCAUUCUGGGUCUGAUGCAAGCCUUUACUUUCAACUGGAUUUACUUUGAUAUUGACGCCAGCAACUUAAAUUUGCAUGCAAUUCGUCGUUCUCGGAUUUCCGCUGGAAUUUGGGAAUUUGCUCAUCUUAUGUUCGUAAUGGGCUAUAUUGUCGCCACAUCAGCUCUGUCAAGGCUCGUCUUGGCUACAGACGUGCCAGACACCAAUCCGGAACAGCUCGCAGAGCCUUACCGAGACAGCGCUGAAGAUCACUUCAACGCAGGCGUCCGUUUCUUUUACUGCCACGGCCUCGCCAUCGCUCUUCUUUCCAUGGGAGCUAUUUCCUUUUCCCAUGAGCAUAAAAAGCUCCCCAUGCUUCGGCUAUCCAAGAAUGUCAGGCUCGCAAAUCGCAUUGCUGUCUGCAUUGUUAUGUUCUUCUUGCCGCUGGCGCACUCACUUCGGUCUCUUAGUCUCAUUUCUGUCACACUGAGCUUGUCGAUAUGGGUACUCAUUGUGGAGCUAUGGGGGAAAUCGUGUACAGAUGACCCCUUUAUCGGCGAAAAGGAUGGCUGCUGUGUGACAUACUAUGCAAAAUGCAAGAAGAAGGAUCUCAAGAAGAUAACUUCUUCGCAUGAACGACGGCCAAGCGGUGAGAUAUUGGAAUUGGGAAGAGGGGAGAAGACGGCAAUUUAG